CAACGGCGCCGUCGGCGGAGCGAGGAGUCCAAGCCUGGCGGCAAGAUGAUGCUCUCCCGGGCCAAGCCGGCCGUGGCGGAUACUCCGCCGCCGUUAGACAGGCGGAGGAAGAAAGGGAAGAAGGUGCCGCAGCUGGAAGAACUCCUGGCCCUGAGGGACUUCACCGGCGCGAUCGCCUUGUUGGAGUUUAAACGGCAAGUGGGUGAGCAGGAGAAGGAUACUGACCUUUGGAUGGGAUACUGUGCCUUUCAUUUGGGUGACUACAAGAGAGCACUGGAGGAAUAUGAGGCCUUAACCAAGCAACCAGCUUGCAAUCCAGAUGUUUGGGUGAACCUUGCCUGCACGUAUUUCUUUCUAGGAAUGUAUACACAAGCUGAACAAGCAGCCUUGAAAGGAAUAAAGGAAGGACACAUUUGAACAAAGUUGGUUUUUUGUUUUGUUUAGUUUUUUUCCAUUUAACAGGAGACUUAUAUUGCAGUUUGGUUCCUAAAAAUACCGUGGGCAGGUGGAGCAGCUGGAACUGAGAAGAAGCAUCUGGAAAAUAAAUUAUCUUAUUAAUUUCUAAAUACAAAACCUAGCAUGUGCUGACCAGCAGCAAUAAGUUAUUUUUCUUUUGGCUAAUUUCAUGUCUCUGAGCCAGUGCAGAUGAAGCUAAUUAGGCAAGUGAAAUUAGCACAAAAUACACAGCUGAGAGAGUUCAGUGUUAUCCCUGUUGUGGACAAGAGCUCUGUUUACAUAGUUUGAGUGACUUAGUAGGUGGUCUGGUCGCCUCGUAAGUCAGAUAUUGGGUAUCUGAUUCUUCAAGGUGUGGAGUUCACUGCAGUCACAUUGUUACAGUUCUACUUUAAUCUGAAUGGGAUUAUUUUAAAGAAGAGGAAUGAAAAUUAGAUUCCAAGGCAGUUUUUACUGCCUAAAAAUGUUUCUGCAGUUUAAUUGUUACCCAUCACUUUCUGUUUAUCUUUGUGAUGUAUAUUGUCUCCCAUAGCCAUAAGUAUCUUGGUGCUUUCUAAAUAGAAUUAAUAGUAAUAAUAUCUCAUUCAGCUUCUGACUCUUGCCUUUUUAGGAUGAAACUCUUACAGAUUUUCUCUUUUCUUUCGUUCUUUCUUUAGUCUUCUAGUCUUGGGCUGAAAAUAGGGUAGGGAGGAAAAUAAGUGUACUUUCUGCUACUGUGGAGGAGUACCUUCAAAAAGGACAGUUUUGUAGUAUUCCUUUAAAUCCUCUGGAAGACCAUGCUGUUUGGAAACAAAACACUGGAAUGUUUUGUUUGUAACUAUAAAAAUUCAUGCAGAGCUUUGUGAUCCAGAUUCUUCAAGAGGUGUGUAAAAUUCUAAUAUUCACAAAUGAUUUUAUUUUUAAUGUACCACAAAUUUGAUCUUUGGAGAUUACAAUCUAGGACUUGAACUGGAAUCUGAAAGUACUUGGGCAAUAGAGCUUGAGGUGUCAGUGUGACCUGCACCUUGGGGGAAGCAAGCAGCUGCACCCUGUACCUCUUGGAGUCAUUGUCAUCAGCUUCACAUCAUGUGAAUUACAGUAAUCUAUUUUAGAGGUGACAGAUACACAGCUGGGCAUGCACCUUUAUUAACUGUGAGUUAGAGGUGAGGGAAGUUAAAUUCUUUCAUGAUCCUUCAGAUUAGUUCAUGGUGAGUGGUAGGGUGAGGGGUGCGGUUAGUGGUACUUGAGUGCUGGAGGCAAGGGCAGGAAUAUUAAGAACAGAGUGUAAGAUGUAGGGAGUGUAGCUGAGGGAGGGAACAGACAAUAACUGAGUGCUCAUGCUAGUAGUAUCAGUUCCUGAAUUUAUGUAAUAGUUUAAGGACAGCAUGCCAGUUUUUUUAAUGAGGUGCUAAGACUUUCUUGUGAGUACUGUAACACUGAUGUUUUCUGGCUACUUAAGCUUGGUGAGGAGGCAGUCACAGCUGAAGAUUUGUAGCACUUGUCAUUUCUCCAUUGAAGGCUUCCAAGUGUUGUAUAUUCCCCUUUCCACUCCCAUUGCUUCAGUCUUUCUACAUUGAGGUUGAAUGGGUUUCUUUUCACUCCAGACAGACAUAUCCUCUUCUAGGUUUUCUUUGACAUCUCAGGAUUGCAUCAGUGAUGGCUGUUUGCAAUAUAUUAUUGACAGCUCAGGCCAUAACAUCUUGUGACGUCUUCCAUGAUUUUGCAAAGAUCCUAAAGAAGCAAAAUAUUUCAUUGGAUAUAGACACAACAGAUGAAGUCUCUAGAAGAACACCAUUUAUCCAGUACUGCCUUGAAUACUGUUGAAAAAAUGAUAGUGUUAGUGUUGGGCUGCUUAUCUUUGUUAUUUUGGGAUUAUUUUGCCUGAAUUCUGUUUGCUGUCUAUUGCUGCAGUUAUGUUAAGCUCCUGAAAGUAGCAUAGUGCUAAAGCAAAUGAGGGAGAAAUAAUUUAUUUUGGGCUAUAAUUCUAAAUUACUACAGUGGUGGAACCUCUGUGUGAAAGGGAACAUAAAUGUCAGCUAACUUUCUGGAAUAGAUCUUCUACACAAACAUGUAAAUAUCUAGAAAUCAAAUAGAAGUUCCUUCUUGCCAUGUACUGUUGCUGUUGCUUAAGAAAAUUAUUGUUAACUGUCUGAGGAGAAACAUGCAGGAUACUUAAAAAUUAGGAAAUUAUCAUUAAAAGCCAUGAGGUGAUUAUUGCAUUUCAUACGAGAUAUAUAGUCCACAAUCUCUUGUAGAGCAAGGUUUUGCAUUUGUUUUGUAAUGGAUGUGUUCUUUUAGCUUGUCAUUACUUAAUUAAAACUUCAUGGUACCUUCUCUUAGGAAAGUAUAAAUCUAUAUAUCAAAAGUCAUAUAAACCAGAAUUACUGCAAAUAUAACCUCAGAAGUAGAGCAAAAAGGCAAUAAAGAAAAAUCUUUCUUUGAAAGGUUUUCAUUACAGUUGUACUUUACCUCCUCUAGGCUUUCUUCCAAAUUCCUUUCAUAUAUUUCUGGCUUCUGCUUUUUCCCUGCUGUCCUCUUACAUUGCAGUUACUAAUGUUCCUGUAUCUGAGGUGGAGUUACUUCAAGGCAGCUACUGUUGUUUCACAGUCAUCCCAUAGUAAAGCUGCCAAGCCUAUACUGGAAGGAGCAAUAUUGUGCAAAAGCAGAACAGAAAUGGUGAAACUGUGGUUCUGAGGCACAGAGGGCUUCAUUCAGCUACUGUAUUCAGCACCUAAGAGUCGUCUUCAGAACCGUUUACUCUUUCACCUGGCACAUAAGUUCAGUGAUGAGAAGAAACUGAUGAGCUCUCACCAGAAUCUGCAAGACAUUACGGAAGAUCAGCUUAGCUUGGCAUCUAUCCACUACAUGCGGUCCCACUACCAAGAAGCUAUUGAUAUAUACAAACGCAUUCUUCUUGAUAAUCGGGAAUACCUGGCCCUGAAUGUAUAUGUGGCCCUAUGCUAUUACAAACUGGAUUACUAUGAUGUAUCACAGGAAGUGCUAGCUGUUUAUCUUCAGCAAGUUCCUGACAGCACCAUUGCUCUUAACCUUAAGGCUUGUAACCAUUUCCGCCUUUACAACGGGAAGGCUGCUGAGGCAGAGCUCAAGAACUUGACAGAGAGUGCUUCAUCAUCAUUUGAGUUUGGCAAGGAGCUCAUUAAGCACAAUCUGGUGGUGUUCCGAGGAGGAGAAGGAGCACUGCAGGUCCUGCCUCCUCUGGUUGAUGUUAUUCCUGAGGCAAGACUGAAUCUUGUGAUUUACUAUCUCCGGCAAGAUGAUGUGCAGGAGGCUUAUAACCUGAUUAAGGACCUGGAACCUACAGCUCCACAGGAGUACAUUCUCAAAGGAGUGGUAAAUGCAGCAGUUGGACAAGAAAUGGGCUUGAGAGAUCAUCUGAAAAUUGCUCAGCAGUUCUUCCAGUUGGUGGGUGAAUCAGCCAGCGAAUGUGAUACCAUUCCAGGAAGACAGUGCAUGUCCUCCUACUUCUUUCUUCUUAGACAGUUUGGUAAUGUCCUGAUUUACCUCAACUCAGUCAAGAGUUACUUCUACAAUGAUGACACUUUUAACUUCAACUAUGCGCAAGCCAAAGCUGCCACAGGAUGUUUUAAUGAGGCUGAAGAGGUGUUCCUUUUGAUCCAGAGUGAGAAGAUAAAGCGUGAUUUUGUUUACCUUAGCUGGCUAGCUCGCUGCUAUAUUGUGAAUAAGAAACCACAGUUGGCCUGGAAGCUCUAUCUGAAGAUGGAGACCUCAGGAGAUUCCUUUAGCCUAUUGCAGCUCAUUGCAAAUGACUGCUACAAAUUGCGUCAGUUUUACUAUUCAGCCAAAGCGUUUGAUGUUCUGGAGAGACUGGACAGCAAUCCUGAAUACUGGGAAGGCAAGAGAGGUGCUUGCGUGGGUGUCUUUCAAAUGAUCUUAGCUGGCCAAGAAGCAAAAGAGACUCUACGGGAAGUACUGCAUCUUCUGAAGAGCACUGGCAAUUCUCAAGUAGAAUACAUUGUCCGCAUCAUGAAAAAGUGGGCCAAGGAGAACAGAGUCCCUGUUUAAGUCAGUGCCACAGAAUGAACUGGGUCACUUACUAUUGUGUGUGUGGCUUCAAGAUGUGGGUCCUGGUUUCUCCUGUUCAUUCUGGGUAUCUCCUUCCCUGCAGAACUUUAGACGAUCAAGCAGAUUGACCCAGCUGAGCAACAGCAUAGUGGCAUGAGAUUACAAUACAUCCAGCAAGUUUGGUUUUGAAUUUUUUUUUGGUUGGUUGUUUGGUGGUAUGUUUUUUAAACUUUUAUUGGUACUUUUUCUGUUGCAUCACUCUCUUCCUCAUCCAAAGUUUCAGUUUUUUAGUAGCAAUCCCAACUGCCCAUAAGUGCUCCUCAGAUGUUCCCUAGAUUUCUCCACACAAGUCACUGGACUGCUUUGUGGGCUUUUUUUCCAGGAAGCCUUCUGGCCUCUGGAGAAGAAUCAUUUGUUAAAUGACUGAGACAAUCUAUUCAGUAACUGAUGGAAUGUGGCAUGUAGAGAGGAUGACAGUGACUACCAAAAGCCAGUCCUAGGAUAUCAGAUAAUACAUAAACAUUUCUGUAUAUUACCUGACUGGAGUAAAAUACAAACCAUAUUCUGAGCACUGUCCUUUUCCGGAUAAAUCUCAAUAACUAAUACUUUCAUUUCUUUGACUGACUGUAUUGUUCAAUCUUGCUUUGAGGUUUGACACUCAAAACACUUAUUCAUGUUUUAUAAUUCACGUGAGUGAUCCAUUUAGUUUAGCUAUCUGAUGGAUAAAAGAGCUGGAUGUUUUGAAUCAUUUUCUUCAGCAUUUACCACCCUCAUUAGCAAUAUAUUUAUUAUACUUUGGGAUUUAUUGUACUUUCCUGUUCUUUAAGGAGAACAGUUCAGGGAAUACAUAAUUCUAAGAGAAGGCAUCAGUUGUAAGAUAGAAAUGUGUUACACUUUUUGUAGUGUAAAACAUUUGUACAUUGUUUGUAAAAGGAAAAUUUACAUUUUGUAGAUUUGUAAAAUACUGAUGAAGUAUUUUUUUAUCUUUUUAGGAGAAACUCAGAAUACUGUAUUCCCUACUGUCUGUGCUUUGAUUAAAGCUCUGAACUGAAUGUA
This is a messenger RNA of Strigops habroptila (Kakapo), 5532 nucleotides long. RefSeq names its product tetratricopeptide repeat domain 26 (gene IFT56). Gene Ontology annotation, biological process: intraciliary anterograde transport; intraciliary transport involved in cilium assembly. The record is from RefSeq and is a predicted model, not a curated record. Gene Ontology annotation, cellular component: intraciliary transport particle B; ciliary basal body; ciliary base. The transcript is spliced from 21 exons. The coding region runs from base 3232 to 4476 and encodes 414 amino acids. NCBI's taxonomy places the organism in Eukaryota, Metazoa, Chordata, Aves, Psittaciformes, Psittacidae. Gene Ontology annotation, molecular function: protein binding; intraciliary transport particle B binding.